CUCGUCCGCGCCACUAUAAGUUCGAAAUCGCGUCUCGUUUUCCUCUUCCCUGAUCCAAUCCCAUCUUGAAAACCCUAGAUCCCCAAGACAGUAGAUAGUCGAUGGGGAGACCAUCUAAUCAUGCUGGUGUCGUUGAUGAAAACGAGUGGCGGAAGCGUGAGGAGAGGAAAAACAUGCUGGCUUGGAUCGAGGACAUGGAAAAUACCAUGGGGAGAUACAAGACACCACCGCCAACGGAAAUCGUUCUGUACCCAGAUCUCAUGGAUAGAGCAUGGGGAUGGAGCAGGCUGGUGAUCUAUGAGGUGUCAGAUACUAUUGUUGAGUGGCCCACUUUUAUGCAAUAUCUAAAGGAGUAUUUCAAUCGAAAUGUUGCUUUUCUUUGCACCAGGAGUCAAGAAGCUGCCCGUUACUGUCUCAAGAUGGAGAGGAGGUAUCGCAUGAUUCAUGCAAAAGAUCUCAGUGCUGAAGACAUAACCUUGAGCGACAGUAUCCAGGAGCGAGCAAUCUGUGUUUUCAACUCAGGGGUUAAAUCGGUUGCUGCAACUGCUGGAUUGAUGUGUAUGCCGGAGGAGGCCAAGCUGAUGUCUGACUUGCAAAGAGAUCAUUUCAAGCACAUAUCCGUCUUUUCGAGCUAUAUCCGGCAGAGUGCCCUGCAUCUUACGCACUACCAAGGGUCUGAAUCUGAUGUCAUUGCUGCUUCCCUUCUGGGUACGAUGAAGGAGACUAUCUCUGUGCGUAGGUUGAUGAAUCGAGGGAACACCGACAUCGGUGUAGAAGAAUUAGAGUGUGGAUUUAUCCGAGAGGCUGUUGUUCCACUUCUAGAAAAACUUGAAAAUUUCUUUGCUCGUGAAAUUGCUGGUACAGUGGAUGAGCAUGCCAGUUCGCUUAGAGGGGAUAACAGUAGUGUUGAGGGAUUCAAAGCUGAGAAAUCGGAGAAGCCUAUAAGAGACAGCACUGUGGUGGAGUUGAAACCCAAUGCAAAUGAAAAGCCAAAGGAUACAAAUGAACGUUGUGCAAAGAACAAGCUUGGAAAUGGAAAGAGGAAGAGGAAGAGGAAGAGAUCAAGAAGACCUAAUUCCUUUUGUUGCUUAUAAGGAAGUUUUAAUUCCUUUUUUGUUGCCGAAUUGCUGUGAACUGUUGACAUAGCUUUGGCAGACAUCUAAGCUAUCCAUUGUUAGUGCAACUUAAUUAAAUGGCCCUUUUCUAAUUAAUGUGAUAAUUAGCUUA
Messenger RNA from Lolium perenne, 1227 nucleotides. RefSeq lists its product as uncharacterized. The record is from RefSeq and is a predicted model, not a curated record. NCBI's taxonomy places the organism in Eukaryota, Viridiplantae, Streptophyta, Magnoliopsida, Poales, Poaceae.